Molecule: messenger RNA, 2613 nt
Organism: Seminavis robusta
Lineage: Eukaryota; Bacillariophyta; Bacillariophyceae; Naviculales; Naviculaceae
Source: the annotation of a GenBank genome assembly
AUGUCGGAACGUGGGAGCAACUUUAUCUCCUCUUCCGAUAUAAUUUCGGCAAGUCGAAUCCGAUAUACCGAUCAGAACUAUGAGGUUGGUGAGCGACAGAAACGACGGCAGGGCCAUGCCAUGGUCUUGUUGCCACUGAGCAGGAGAAACGAUGAUGGAGAGCGAGAACUGGUGGAAUUCCGUCUUUACGUCCAAGUAGCAGCGUUUCUGGCCCACAAGCAUCUCGAAAACCUUGAGGGAAGUGUGUUACCCCAUCUGCCACGCCGUCUGGGUCAAUGCGAUUUCACCAUGACUACCAAGCAUCAUGAUACACAAUUCUCGCCCAUUCAGGCAGCUAGAAAUGUCCUGGACUAUGACUUGUUUUCCCCGCCAAAAGAAGAAGAUCCCACCAAUCAGCAGCAGCAGCCGUUUGUCAUUUUGGGUGCCGCACGAUCGGCUGUUUCCCAAAGUAUCAGUUACUUGUCCUCGGCAUUGCAACUUCCUCAAGUCAGUGCAUCGAGCACCGCAGAGGCUCUGGAUUUUGCUCCCUACUUUGCUCGAACACUCCCCAACACGGGGGAUGCUCAUGCCAGUGUCUACUAUUUGUAUACGCUGGGAGUACGACACUUUGGAUUGCUCUUUGUCAUGGAUUCCUGGGGACGCCGCUAUGAAAAGGAUCUCCAGUUCUUUGCACAGAAAUACGGCAUGACAUUGACCACUGUUCCCUUUAGCAAUCCAGUUGCUGUCAAGAAAGACGAUAGCGAUGGAGCAAUCUACAAAACUGCCAUGCAGCAACUCGUGGAUUCCAAACUCAAAUACUUUGUUGCCGCAUUGAAUCCGGCAUCAUGGAAACCCGUGGUCAGAAGUGCCCAGCAAUUUGGACUCAUGGGCAACUCAGAUCACCUCUGGCUGCUGCCGGAUCUCAUUGAAUUGGUGGGAGAGGAGUUCUAUCUCGACCGAUCCACAGAAAUGGAUAUUGCAUUGGCUCUACAUGGGACAGGAGUGGUCAACCUAGGUGUAAAGCCAUAUCCGCCAUUUGAUCAUGCCAUGACAAACUUUGCCAAUGAUCCAGAGUUGCAGCAAGAGUUCUUGUCACGACAAGCCGAACCAGGACUUCUGCAGAACUAUACAUUUGCCGAGCAACCAGGGCGAUCUCUGUACCAAUAUCUUACAUACGAUGCCAUGAUUGCUAUUGGAAUCACAGCCUGCGAGUCCACAGGACUCUUUACUGGACGAGAAUUCUACGAAAAACUUCUGGAUAUUGAUUUCCUGGGAGUCUCUGGUAGGGUUCUACUUGACAAUGUGACUGGGACAAGACUAGGGGCCAACCUGGAGUAUCCCAUUGUCAAUCUGGUUCUUUCCGACUACCAAGAAAACAACAACAAUCCAGCAUCAUCCAAAGUCACAUUCUCAAGAGAAACGAUUGCUGUUGUCGAGGUCACACCAGCCAUGGAUGAAUCAGGGCAAUCUUACAACAACAUCGACGUCGUGCAUCAUCAGCCAUUUGUGCAUCACGACAACUCAACCACACCGCCAGUUGCCUUGCCGCUGCUACAAGAAGAUCUCAAUCUCAUCCCAAGCUCAGUUUUGGGCUUUUGCUUGUGUCUUGCUGGGCUGGUCAUGCUGUUAUCGGCCUUCUUUGCCAUUUGGGUUUGGAACAAUCGAACAAUCUUCUCUGUCAAGUCAUCCCAGCCACCAUUUCUGCUUCAGCUUUGUCUUGGGACUUUUAUUGUUGCUGUUACCAUUGUCCCCAUGGGUUGGCAGGAAGAUUUGCCAGGAUUGGAUGCUGCCUGUAUGUCUGUUCCUUGGACAUUCUGCAUUGGCUUUGCUCUUGCGAUUUCAGCCCUAUGGAGCAAAGCAUCCAGGAUAUUGAAACUGUUGGACUCUUCAAGGGGAUUUCGAAGAGUUACAGUCAAAGCAACAGAUGUCAUGAAGUCGACUGUGGUUUUGCUGGGUGUGAAUGUGGUGAUCUUGACAGCCUGGACAGCGUCUCCCUUUAGGAUGCGGUGGAACCGAAUACCAGCAGAGGACAAUGUCGAUCAAUUUGGUCGAGCAACAGAAUCCUAUGGAGUUUGUCAGCCAGACGAAAGCCAGUGGUAUCUGUUCUUUGCAGUGCCUCUAGUAGUGGCCAAUGUGGGUGCAUUGGUCAUGGCUACUUAUCAAUCCUAUCGAGCACGUCAUAUCCCCUGUGAGCUCUCAGAACAAGGCUAUUUGAAUGUGUCCCUGGUCAGCCUCUGUGAAACGUUUCUGUUCGGAACCUACUACCUGGUGGCUUCUAUAGCCAUUUGCAUUGGCUGUCUGGCCAUACUCUUGCCUGUUUUUCUUCCAAAGUAUUGGCAACGCCAUGCCAAGGGACCCUCUGGAACAAACCUGCUAAGUGGCUCAUCGGAUCAUUCACGGAAGAUCUCUGGUACAAACAUUCUGGCAACGGCACCCAGCAGUAGUCUCCAUCAGCAGGGGUCUGAUCAUUCAAACAGGGGGACCCGAAAGGUAACUAUCCGUGGCGACCGUAGCAGGCAAGCUGGCGAUGACGAAGAUCCGGAUGUGGUUUCACUCCGUGUUGAGCUGACGGCAGUUAAGGAAGAUUGGAACGCAGAACACAGCAUGCAAGCUUCCCGUGAUAUGUAUGCAUAG